AUGGCCGAUUCAACAACUCCAUCACAACCUCCAGCGCCGCCUUCGUCGCAACCACCACCUUCAUCCCAGAUCGGUUCACAAGAGCUUCCACCAUCAUCAACACAGGCAACAGUACCAGGAGAGUCAUUGGGUACUUCUGACCCCCCGGUUGUACCGAAACAGGAGCCAAAUACAACGGAUGUCGAAGCCCUUGACGCCUCCAUCGAGCAGGAUAUCGAUAUGAACACCGGUGGCAUUACCAACGCUGCAGGCGCAAGCGACGGAGAUAAUACGAUAGGGAACCCUGUCCAAGAUGCAGUGCCUACAUCUGUCGACGCUAUAGCAGCGGCAGUGGCGCCGUCGAAGAAAGAGACGAGUUUGCGCGAGUUUCUGGGCAAGAUGGAUGAUUAUGCGCCUAUUAUCCCAGACGCGGUAACAGCUCACUAUCUCACCCUCGCCGGCCUACCACCCCCAGGAAACGGACCGAACCAAACCCCCCCACAUCUCGCCCGACUCCUCGCUCUCGCAACACAGAAAUUCAUUGCUGAUAUCGCGGCGGACUCAUAUCAGUACGCCCGUAUCCGAGCCUCGAACAGUACAUCAGCCAGCAACCCCAUGGGCAGUCUGAACGCUGCCUCCGGUCUGAACAUGCCCGGCGGUGCUGGAGCCGGCGCAGCAGGCGGCGCAGCGGGCGUUGGUGGCGGCGACGCAGGCAAAGGCAAAGCGAACACACAUCUGGGCAUUCAGCGUCCUGGUUUUGGCGGUGGUGGCUCCGGUGGCUCUGGGCAAGGUCGGACGGUGCUCACCAUGGAAGACUUGGGCAUGGCUGUUGCAGAGUAUGGUGUCAGCGUCAAGAGAGGGGAGUUUUACCGGUAG
Aspergillus fischeri NRRL 181 is the source of this 855-nucleotide messenger RNA. Its product is annotated as putative TFIID and and SAGA complex TAF10 subunit. The coding region runs from base 1 to 855 and encodes 284 amino acids. The record is from RefSeq and is a predicted model, not a curated record. Lineage: Eukaryota; Fungi; Ascomycota; Eurotiomycetes; Eurotiales; Aspergillaceae. The transcript is spliced from 2 exons. Gene Ontology annotation, biological process: transcription initiation at RNA polymerase II promoter. Gene Ontology annotation, cellular component: SAGA complex; nucleus; transcription factor TFIID complex. Gene Ontology annotation, molecular function: RNA polymerase II general transcription initiation factor activity; promoter-specific chromatin binding.